Messenger RNA from Panicum virgatum (switchgrass), 655 nucleotides. Its product is annotated as NADH dehydrogenase [ubiquinone] 1 alpha subcomplex subunit 2-like. The transcript has 3 exons. NCBI's taxonomy places the organism in Eukaryota, Viridiplantae, Streptophyta, Magnoliopsida, Poales, Poaceae. The record is from RefSeq and is a predicted model, not a curated record. Bases 133 to 432 code for a protein of 99 amino acids.
AACCGAUCCAACUCAACAAUCCAAUUCCAACGAGCCCCGACUCCAGUCCGUUCCCCUGCUCGGCUUCGGAUCCUCCCAUUUCCCCUACAGCCGGCGGCGAGAAAUCGAAUCGAGCGCGAGCAGCCGGCGGCGAUGGCGUGGCGUGGCAUCCUGUCCCGGAGCGUGAAGGAGAUCCGCGUCCUCUUCUGCCAGUCCUCCCCGGCCAGCGCCGCCGCCAGGGAGUUCGUGAAGAAGAACUACGGGGAUAUCAAGUCGCGCAACCCCUCGCUCCCCUUCCUCGUGCGUGAGUGCUCCGGCGUCCAGCCCCAGCUCUGGGCGCGAUACGAAAUGGGUGUGGAGAGAUGCGUAAACUUGGAUGGCCUGACGGAAGCGCAGAUUGAUAAGAAGCUGGAGGAGCUCGCCAAGGCGGGAGAGUCUGCCAAAGCCAAGUAAUAUUGAAGGUCUGACAAUCUCUCUCCAUUAAUGUUCACAAAUAAGUGAAACUUUAGCAGUGGGUUUCUUGCUGUCAUGACUUCGGUGCUAAUACUGAAAUGAAGCCUUUUUUUUAGACCGAGUGAAAUGAAGUCUUGGGUUUGUAUAACUUGAUGCGAGAAAGACUGUUCACUUGUUUGCUACGCAUUUUUCUUGAGUUUAUGCAUAUUUCAUUGGUUCACCA